AUGUUCACCAAGCAUUUUUUAGUUUACAAGCUUUCGCAUCCCAACGCUGCAGUUGACUGUUCAGCUCCAAAGAGUAUGCUCAAGAGUAUAAAAUAUAGUGACCAGCAGCUAAGAGAAAAAAUGAAAAAAGAAAUAAGAAGAUAUGAGAAGUCUUUACAGUCAAGAAAUGGAUCGCGUCCAAGCUCCAGGGAAAGUUGUAAUUCCAUAUUAUCAAAGAAGGACAUUUAUGAAGGACGUGGACAUAUUACAAGGGCUUCUCUUUACUCAGACCCUGGAGAACUGAACUCCACAAGCUCUUUCCUCUCUUCCCCCCGUCAGUUUGGAUUUCUGGAUAAAACUGCUGAAAAAUACAAGGUUUCUCAUAAGAGCUAUCCAGAUUUAUCCAGGAGAAAGAGUGCUUUUGUAUUACAGUCCCACACCUCCAGCUCUCCUUCUGUGGUCAGUGUUUCUAAAAGUUUUAGCAAAUUUCAGGACAAUCAGAAGAAAACCUAUAAUGGAGAUCUCCUGGAUAAACACUCAGAGCAGUUCACAAACUCCAUACGUCCCUUUACACCCCGUACCUUGAAGACAAAGGCCAAAUCUGUGUUGGCACAGUACCGUUAUUAUACACCUCCAAGGAGUAAAAGAAAAGACGCAGUGACUGAGGCAGAGAUAACUGGAUCUGCAGCAUCAGAGAAGAACGUACUGUCUUUGCCCGGUGAUAAGAGGGGUGCAGUGGAGUCAGAUGAUUUGUCUUCUGAGGAUGGGUACUCUGAGACUUGGGACCCUCUCCCUGAGGCUGUGGGGGAGGAUGUGUUAUUCAAUUUCAGACUUGAGCAUAUCCUUGCUUUAUUGCGGGAAGUGUUAAAAGUUUUAAAGGGAGGCUAUUCUGAAGAUGAACAGUACAUCGAUGAUUUUGAAGAAGAAGAACAAAUCUCUUCUCAAAUAUCUGAAAACCAAAAAGACUGGAACAAGCUGGCAUUUUACCAGCGUUCUUCACCAAGGUUAUCGUACAGAGAAUGGACAUCUCCCUCUCCUACCUUAUUGAAAAUAAGAUCUGAAGAGGAAGAACUAGCUUAUCUUACAUUUGUUGCUGACAUCACAGAUGAAAUCCUGACUCUGGGACUGUUUUCAAACAGGGUUUUAAAGCGGGUGUUUGAACGUCAUAUUGCAGAAAAUAAACAUCGUUUGGACGAGGGGAAAAUGCGCCACCUGCUGGACACUCUUGCAAAAGAUUUAGGCUGUAUAAACGGAAGCAGUGAAAUAAGUAACAGAAACAGAUAUGAGACAUUCAAUGAGGAUUACUCCAUGAACUCGUAUAACUUUCAUACAGAUAGAAUGGAAAACAGGUUCUUUCAGUCAAAGCCUAUAUCUUACUUAGAUGACAGUCUUAAACAAGAUGGAUUACUACAGAACAUGAUAAAUAACGCAGAAGAUUAUGAGGAUAAACAAACUAAAGCUUCCUUAGAUGCAAAUCCUAAUCUAUCCAGUACACAAAAACUUGAGGAUGAUACUGAGAAAUCAGACAUGAUAGAGGCCCUCGAUCAACUGGAGAAAAACUUUUCAGAAGGUCUUCAUGUAUCUAAAGAUGAGCUCUCCCUUCAUGACGAAGUGGCAGAGAGCCCGUGUACUGAUACAGCUGGACCAAGUGAGGGAGAAAGUGAAGAUGAUUUAUAA
Bombina bombina (fire-bellied toad) is the source of this 1656-nucleotide messenger RNA. It is a transcript of the gene SPATA7, whose product is annotated as spermatogenesis associated 7. The transcript has 11 exons. The coding region runs from base 1 to 1656 and encodes 551 amino acids. The record is from RefSeq and is a predicted model, not a curated record. Gene Ontology annotation, cellular component: ciliary basal body; photoreceptor distal connecting cilium; rod photoreceptor outer segment. Gene Ontology annotation, biological process: protein localization to photoreceptor outer segment; protein localization to photoreceptor connecting cilium; microtubule cytoskeleton organization. Lineage: Eukaryota; Metazoa; Chordata; Amphibia; Anura; Bombinatoridae.